GGAAGGGGGGGGGGGGUGAGGCGGCGACAAGAUGGUGAAGAUCUUCGUGGGCAACCUGUCGCGCUACUGCAGCCCGAGCGAGCUGCGCAGCAUGUUCGAGAAGUACGGCGAGGUGAGCGAGUGCGAGGUGGUGCGCAACUACGCGUUCGUGCACAUGGAGAAGCUGAGCCAGGCGACGCGCGCCAUCAAGGCGCUGCACCGGAGCAACGUGCACGGCGCGCACAUCACGGUGGGCGUGGCCAACGCGCGCACGCGCAACACCACCAAGGUCUUCGUGGGCAACCUGGCGGAGCCGGUGUCGGGCGCCGCCAUCAAGGAGCUCUUCCAGCGCUUCGGCCGGGUGGUCGACCUGGACGUGGCGCGCACCUUCGCCUUCGUCUACAUGGAGCAGGAGCGCCAGGCGCUGGCCGCCAUCCAGGCCCUGGACGGCACCCCGCUGAAGGGCCAGAACAUGUUCGUGCAGCUCUCCCGCUCCAACCCGAGCCGCGAGUCGUGGGACCUGGGCGGCGCCGGCGGCCCCCAGCAGCAGCCGCAGCAGUACCGGGACGAGGCGGGCCCGUACCCGCCCUCCAGGCCUCCGUCGGCCGGCCACCACUACUACUACUACGAGGACGACCAGGCCGGCUACUACGACCCGUACCGGCCCCCUCCGCCCCGGGGCGGGGGCCGGCCGCCCCCGUUCGGGCCUCACUCGGCUUACCAGGACCACCGCCGGGCCCCUCCCGGCAUGAUGAGGCCCGUGCCCCCUCCGCCGCCGCAGUACCUGAGGGCCCCUUACCUGAACGGCUACGGCUCCAGGCUUCGUGGUUACUGAAGAUUUUUUUAGGGCGGGGGGGGGAGGGUUGAGGUGUUAGAUCUGCGGGUGGGCGAAGGGCUGUCUACCUCGACCCCCCUCCUCUCCCUCCAUCUCUCCCCUUCUCUUAUCCCCCCCCCUCCCGAAGACUCCCCAUAGAGAACGAGCAAGAUUCCACCCCCGCAUCACCACUCGCAGGCUGCUCCUGGGUGGGAUAGAGGGAUUAAGAAGGCCCACUGAAGCUUUGCGAGGUGUUUUUGUUGGGGUUGGGGGGGGGGGAAGAGAAAGAAUGCGAAGAGAUCGCCAUCUAGAAAUAGUCUUUGUUUGCUGGGAGGUUGUGCAGGUUCCCUGAUACAAAGCCAUGGGGAGGGGGGGGGAAAUUGUGAAUCUCACCUUAAAGUUAGCAGGCUUGGUGGGGUGGGGGGGUCUUGGGACAAGGCUGGAUGGGCUUUGACAAUUCACUAUCACCACCUCUAGUACUCUAGGCCUACAGCAAUCAAACAGACGACCCCCCCCCUUAUUUUGUUUAGCUUUUCAUCUUUUCUGUGGUGGGUUUUCCUUAUCCUUUUAUGUUUUAAGUUCACUACCCUUUUGUGUCUCUACCAUUUCUCCCAGCUAUCAUGCAAACCUGUUUCUCUUUUGCCAGAUCCCCUUCCUCUUUUUUUUAGAGAGCCGUUUGAGUUCCUGCUUGGAAAAAGUCACUCAGCAGCGAAGAUUAAUGGGAUUGGUGGGGGUGGGGGAGUGGAAUGAUUACAGGAGGAACUGAGAUGACACCGAGCCGAGACAGGCUGCUGGAUGCAAUUUGACUUUCUGAAGGAGCGUCAGUCUGUCUGAUCCUUGUAGAUUUUGGAGCCAGCUGUUCUGCUUAUUCUCUGGGGGAUGGCAGUGGUCUGAGUUCAUUCGGUGACUUGCAUUGUUUGGAGUGAGGGCUGGAACUGGGACUCAUUCACGUCUCUGCUAUAGCGGGGGACCCGAUAACUACAGUUUGGAAUCACCUGGGGCUUUGAAGGAAGGGGCUGGAACUGGGACUGGCGCUGUUAUCCUGAGGAAGUCUUCUAACUUCAUUGUCUGCUCAAGAUUCAUUCUUCUGAUUGGGGAGGGGGGUGGGUCUGUUAAUGGGA
Messenger RNA from Hemiscyllium ocellatum (epaulette shark), 1914 nucleotides. RefSeq names its product RNA-binding protein lark-like. Gene Ontology annotation, cellular component: cytosol. The record is from RefSeq and is a predicted model, not a curated record. The coding region runs from base 32 to 814 and encodes 260 amino acids. The transcript has a single exon. Lineage: Eukaryota; Metazoa; Chordata; Chondrichthyes; Orectolobiformes; Hemiscylliidae. Gene Ontology annotation, molecular function: mRNA binding.